Messenger RNA from Daphnia pulex (common water flea), 3988 nucleotides. RefSeq names its product cell surface glycoprotein MUC18-like. NCBI's taxonomy places the organism in Eukaryota, Metazoa, Arthropoda, Branchiopoda, Diplostraca, Daphniidae. Bases 322 to 2925 code for a protein of 867 amino acids. The record is from RefSeq and is a predicted model, not a curated record. Gene Ontology annotation, molecular function: protein binding. The transcript is spliced from 12 exons.
AAUAACAAAAAUGUGUCUGCAGUCGGCUAGUCGGCUUCUAGUCUUUUCCAGACCACGUGUGUCCAAGUUAUUUCUUGGCCGUUUUGGAGCUGUGCACGAGUUUCUUCGAGUUGCCUUUCCAGGAGACUUUCUCCUCCUUUACAAUUUUACCAAACGAGGCUACCACGAUGAAAUCUUCUCUUUCUGAAAGAGGAUUUGCUUGCGACUUUUAUCGUCGCCCACCCAAAACUACCGAGACGUUCAACAGGAUCGAUUACACUUGACAGGUUGCUUGCAUCAUAGACAAACGUUUCUAUACCUGAUCGGAUUCCGGAGACCAGCAUGAAGCCCAGAGGAGUUUCUCAAGGAGUUACCAUCUGGUUCGUCUGGGCGAUUGUCUUUGCUCUCAACGGCGAUGAAGUCAGGACUCAACAGAUCCCUCGGCCCCCUUUCGAUGCCAACGAGCAACCUCUGUCUGACACUCAGAGAUCCUCAGUGUCUCUGGGCGAAUUGGAAGUGAUAGAAGGUGGUUCAGCUAUCCUGCCAUGUGAUAUGAGUCUGCCGUCAUUGGACGAUGCCAUUUACCUUGUUGUUUGGUUCCUCGAACCCAACAAGAAGCCGAUCUACACGUUCGAUGCUCGCGGAAAGCCACUUUCGAUGGGCCGGCGUUGGUCCGAAGUUGUUUCAUUUGGACUGCGCGCCGAUUUUCGAUUCUCUCUUCACGGGCAGAUCCCCAGCAAAGGUCACUUGAUUAUCAACGGGACAACCUUGGCCGACGAGGGCAUCUACCGCUGCCGUGUGGAUUUCAAGAACUCACCCGCCCGCCAUUUCCGAGUUCAACUGAAUGUCACAGUGUCGCCGUCGGAACCGAGAAUCACGGACGAAACGGGCCGCGAAAUCCGCUCAGCCAAACUGGGGCCGUUGAAGAAAAAACAAUGGGCCGUGCUGCAGUGUCACGUGACGGGCGGCAAACCUUCGCCGGAGGUCGAGUGGUACACCAACGGCCAACGCUUCGCCUCGACGACCAGCCUCCUGGAAAUGCACAACGAUCUCCAACUCGGAAAUGGCAUAUUAAACGACCAACAUCCGGACGCCAACGCAUUGCUGCAACAACAGCGAAUCAUUGUUCGCGAGAUCAGGGUCGGCCCGCUUAAUAGAUCCCACCAGGACGCCCAGUUCACCUGCAGAGCGUCAAACAGCCGUGCCAGCGCACCCAAGACUAAAACUGUCACCCUGGACAUUCAACUACCGCCAUUGAAAGUGGAUAUCUCCAAGGUGGAAACCCGAUUCGUAGCCGGUGAGAGUAGCGAGAUCCGUUGCCAGACGUUCGGCUCCCGUCCAGCUGCAUCCAUUAGCUGGUGGAAAGACAAUGUUCGUCUUUCGGAUUCUUCUUACAAGGUAUUUGAUGACGAAAAGGGCAACUUGACGACGAGCGUUUUCCGAGCCAACUUCACCAAAGAGGACAACGGCCGGACGCUAACCUGUCGGGCUUCCAAUCGCCUGUUGGAAGCCAGCGCUAUUGAAGACUUCCUCCGCCUGGAUGUUCAAUUUGCUCCGAUGGCAACGCUGCGCCUCGGCCCAACCUUCAAAGCCGACUCAAUCAAAGAGGGUGACGAUGUCUACUUCGAGUGCUCCAUUCAGGCCAACCCGGACGUGACUCGUCUGGUGUGGAAACAUGAGGAUCGGACUCUUGUGUACAAUGCCAGCGCCAAGAUCAUCAUGUCCAACCAGAGUCUGGUUCUACGAGGAUUGACUCGCCAAAGGAGCGGCCAUUACAAGUGCGUCGGAGUCAACGCUCGUGGCGAAGGGUCCAGCAACCUGGUGCCGCUGACGGUCCGCUACACUCCCGUCUGCCGCUACCCGUCGAGGAACAUUCGCGGAGCCGAGCGGGGCGAUUUCCUGAACCUGUCGUGCUCCGUCGAUGCCCUGCCGCUUCCCACCAAAUACAGAUGGGCAUUGAACACGACGCGGGGCUGGCGGGACAUAAUUGCCGGAUCGCCUGGAUCGUCGACGGCGAUGAGUAGCAGCAGCAGCAGCAGCCCGUUGGUAACUUUGUCAUCAUCGACCAACGAAGAGACCCUUCGUUUCCGUCCCGAAUUAGAAGCGGAUUUCGGGACGUUGGCGUGUUGGGCCUACAGCGAUCUCGGCUGGCAACAGGAUCCGUGCCUGUUUCGCUUCUACCCUGCAGGUCCGCCCGAGAGUUUGUCAAAUUGCAGUGUACUCAACCAAACGGCCGACAGCAUCCAAGUUUCAUGCAGUUCCAAUGACGACGGUGGCUUGAAGCAAACCUUUCAACUACAGGCGAUGGACGUCAUGACGGGCCAGCCGCAACUGACGUUACAAUCGGAUUCCGUUGCCGAAUUUUGGCUGACGGAUUUGGAACCUGGCUCAACUUUUAUGCUCUACCUGUACGCCGUCAACGUGAAGGGACUGAGUCAGCCUGUCGUUUUGCCGGUUUCGACGCUCAAGGAAGCGGCCAAGCGGACGGUUCCACCUUCUACGGACCCCUUUUCCGGUAGGGUUGCCGGAGCUGUGGCGAUGGGCACGGGGGCCGGGCUCCUGCUCUUGUCGACAAUCGUCGUAGCCGCCUGCAUUCGUUGCCGGAAGAGACGGAACGACUCAGCCAUGACAAUGACGUCCUUGACGGCACUCGCCGAGCAGGAUCAGUACCACCAGCAGCCAGAUCAGGGCCACCACAGCAACGGGAUCAAUCAUCAGUCAACCAGCAAGAGCAGUAGGCUGGCUCACACGAACGGCGAGUUGGUUAACGAGACGUCCGCCGAAUGCUUCAACUCUCAGAAUGAUGACAGAAGCGCCGGUUUCUAUCCGCGAUCGACGAGAGUGCCAGCGCCUCCCUACGUCGCCGGCAGCAACAAAAACAAUUGUUUAAAAUUACCUCCCGACUACGUCGCCGAAAUGUCGGAGGUACCUGAAAGUUGCGUCUGAUAUGCUUCCCCUCCCCCAAUAGUUUCCUGGUUUUUCAUCACCUAUAAAUAAUAUCCGUCUCCAUUUUUUCGACAUGUCAAAAUCCACCUUCGGAAAAUGUCUUCGUGUUGUGUUCACGCUGAACGGCCGCGCAAUCGUGCAUUUGGAUGCUAUGAAGUGUUGCAAACCCAGUUAUAUACAUAGCCCCCCCCCCCCCCCCCAUAAAGAGAUUGAUCCCAAAUUAUUGAAUAGGAUUUUUACCAAAUUUUAAAAUCAUCGUUCACAGCUCUUGGUGGUCGUUUACCGUUUCUCUGUCUCCAUAUAAUCUCACGUGCACACGAUCAUGUACCUUUCUGUAACGUUCAAAUUAUUGUGACAUCCGUGAUUGUUGGGACAUAUUUAUUUUUAAUACCCACGCGUUCGAAAUAUCCCCCCAAUGCGAUAGCUCUGUAUUUGUUACGUGAGCGACCUGUGCUGUGUGAUGCAGACUACUUAAUUAACUAAGAAAAUUCCGACGAUUUUUGAAUUUUUUCCCUUUUUUUUGGCAAAUUUCUCGCGUUCAUAGGUUCGUUCGUGUUCUCAUUUUCCUCGACAUUUUUCCUCCGCACACAAGACAAGGUUAUUUAUAACAGAGAGACGUCUAAUCUAUUCUAUAUAUAUAUUAUAAAAAAUACGACAUUAUAUUUGUUUUGUGCUCAUGAUCGUGCAAGUUGAAUGGAGCGGGAGUGGGUGUGGUGUCUUGCUCUCACUCUUCCGUCGGGCACUAAAUUUCCACUCCUGUUGAACAGAGGCAUGGGUGACGUGAAACUGUCAAAGACGCUAAUGUCUUAAUAUUGAAUUCGAUUGAAUACAGUCAAUAUGCUGUCCACCCUGAAAAUAACUUCACUAACCCAGUCGGAAAUGAUUUUCUCUUGUGAUUGACUCUCCCAUCGAAAAAGUGUGUUCAUCCAUCACUUUUAUUCGGAGCGGUUAUGCCCCCCCCCCCCCCCCCCGCAUUGGGCGUGGAAGUUGGCAGAGCAACGGUUUCGUUCCAUUUCAGGCCGACAGCUCGUCCGUUUCCCGUCAUUACACGUAAUAAUCUUAA